AAAAAGCUCUCUUGCGAAAGAAGCUUUGUGUUAUCUACUUUGGAUUUUUCUCAAUGAAAAUUGCAGAAAACUCCACGAAAAAAGUGAUUUUAUUUACUUUACACAUCAUUGAGAACCCUUUAAAAGUGUAGUGAGUGAAGUUUGUGUGAAAUUAUUGAUGGAAAAUAUUUAUUUGCAGAGAAAGCUUUCAAUUAAAAUUUUCCAAAUAUGGAAUGUUGAUCGAUGAAGGAAACUAAAUUAGUAUGGCAAGAGAUGGCGAAGUCCCUGCAAUCUUCAAUCCCCGCCGUGUUCGAGCUCCAUCCGUGGUGGUCACUGGUGACUCUCCCAAUGGCCCUUUCGGGGGAUUCACCCCCAGUGGCAGUGCACCACCACAAAUCACGCACUCGGAUUCCCUUACAUCAAGUCAACCCGAUGCUUCAGACCACACAACGGCGCUUAUGCAUUCAAGUGGUGGCUGCCAAACACCCACACCCACGACAGACCAUGCCCCGACCUGCCUGGCCGCAGGACCACGAGCACCACGGACACGUCUUGGCUCCUGUCGGGAUUCAUGUUGCUCGGCAAAGGCGCAGAAAAUCUACUUUGGCAUGUGCGUUACACUCCUCGUUACAGCAACGUGGGUGGGUGCAACGCAUUGCAUUAAGUUCUUGUAUCUCACCCACAAUAACUACGCAACACUGCCAAUUAUUAAACGCUCCAUGGUCGGUGAGGCAACUGCAAAUAUGAGUGGUUUCAUCCUGACGCGGGAUUCGCUAACAUUCUCAGCCGUUGGGUUCAAUGCACCCUUCUUUGCCUCGUGGUUCUGCACGAAUUUUGCUAUUUUCUUCUUUCCCAUCUACCUCAUGGGUCGCGUGGCCAUGAAAAAGUGCGAAGCCCCCGGUGAGAUCCUCGGUGAUGUCUUAAGAGGAUUUAGGGAUCGUGGAUUUACCGUUGGGCGCUUCCUCAAUCGCUGCCUCACAUUCUGCAUCCUGUGGCUCAUUACCACCUAUCUCUAUGCUCUGUCGCUACGGGCGCUCCUGGCCACGGAUGUUAUGGCACUCUUCGCUACCAAUGUCGCAUGCGUAUACCUCCUGUCGUGGGUGAUUCUGCAUGAACAAUUUGUGGGUGUGCGAAUUGUGGCGGUGAUUCUCUGUGACACGGGAGUUGCUCUACUGGCGUACAUGGAUGGCAUUACGGGUACCCCGACACUUGGUGGUGUGGUCCUUGCUGCUCUUGCGGCCGCAGGAUAUGCUGUGUUCAAGGUGAUGUUCAAGAAGGUGAUGGGCGAUCCCCCGGUCGGUGAGAUCGCCUUCACAUUCUCCUUCUUGGGCUUCAUGAAUGCCGCCCUCCUGUGGCCCGUCUGCAUUGGACUCUACCUAUCUGGCACGGAAGUUAUGCCAUGGGAAAUUAUGCCAUGGAUAAUACUCCUAAUGGCCAGUGUUCUUUUGCUCAUGUUUCACCUUUUAACGCAAUUCAGCGCUGCCAUUACAUACAACGUUUUCGUAACACUCGGACUAAUAACUUCUGUGCCAGUUUCAGCAGCUCUAGAUGCAACGCUCUAUGGUGCAAAAUUUGAUGGCAUGAAGUUGGCAGGCAUUAUCCUAAUUGGUGUGGGAUUUUUCCUUGUUAUGCUCCCGGACAAUUGGCCCGACUACAUCACAAGACUGUUGCGAAAAACUGGUCGUGCUAUCCUCCGAUACCAAUGUUGUUGCGAUUAUGCUGAAAUUGAUUACGCUAAUUCGAAAUAUCAUAUUGUUGGGUCACAACGCGAGACGCCAGGCAUUCCUUAGGCGUGAUACUGUGGUGGCAUCACGUCCGUCCACGUCGAGGUAGGAAAUGCGAAAAGACACCCCCUCUUACUUUUAAUCGAGAAUACCCCGCAACAUGUUGGUAAGUAGCACAAAGAAAAAUCUUUCCUUUUCUGGAAUGGAAUUUUUUUAAUCAAAAUUUUGGGCUUAUGUUUUUAAUCUUCUUCUUAUUGCAUUAAAUAUGUGUUAUAUUUGAACUGUUUGUUUAUCCUGUACUGUCUGUCUCUUGAAUCCUUUCACCUUUUCUCUGUCUUCUCUAUCACUAUCUUUCUCACUGUCUUCUGUAAACCACACCCUUCUUAAAUAAAAAUUAGCGUGAACCAUAUAUUACCUUUUAUUAAAAAAAAAUAUGAAAAUUGGUGCAAAUGAUCCGUAAUAUCACGAAUGUCACUAUAAAAUAGUUUUCUCUAUUAAUUGCAUUUUAUUAAUGUGGAAUGAUGCAAAAAAAAUUCUUCUCGGUGUACCUCUCAAUGUAUAAAAUGUUAUCCAUGCAGAGCAAAAAGUAGAAAACAUUAUGCAAUACCUAUAUAGCGCGAAAUGCACCACCUUUAACAUGAUCUUACUCCCCUAAACUACCGCACGCUGAAAAAUUAAUAAAACACUUUAAAAAAUAUAAAAUUGAAGCUCCCAUAAAAUCAAAAAUAUUUUGUACAAAAUUCUCCACCAUAGAUGAAUGCAAAUAGCAAAAAAAAUUGACCCAGAUAUGAAAUCCAAUGGAAAAAAGCACGACAUCCUUUAUGAGCUCUUUUAUAUUAUGAUGUAUAUUGAACGAUGAUGAUGAUAAGUAUUAAGUGUACAUUGUACCUAUAUAGAUAUUUAAAUCUAACUACAUUAUGGAAAUGUGCUUCAAGUUGGUUAAAAAAAUAAUAAUAAUAAAAAAAACGUUCCACUGAAUAAGCUCAGGUAAAAAAAAGCACUCAUUUUUCAUUUCUGACAAAAUUUAUGAUAUGAUUCUUUGUGGUAAAGUUAUGGUGAUUUUUUUUAAACUGCAGUGGUUAACAUUUUCAAUGACCAAAGCAGAAUCAAUAAAAUACAUAAAUCUAAACUUUUAAUCUGUAUAUUUCGCCAUAAAUUAACUGAGAGCCCAAAAUGAUGUAUUGAUAAAAAAUUGAUUAAAAUUUUGAAUUCAAACUAUAAUAAAACGAUUAAAAUUGAGGAGAUACCUUUGUUUGAUCACUUCCAGCACUUUAAGAAGCUCAAUAAGCGCUCUUUGCCUCUUAAGAUAAAUUCCCGAAAGUAUAUAAUUCGACAAAUAACCCAAAGUGUUGGGCAAACAAGGGAGAUCACAAAACUAAUUUACAUAAAUAGAUAUAUUUGAGGCAAAACCCAUUGGAAAGGAAUGAUUUUAGGCAAUGUGCCAAAAAGGAAGCAUGUUUGGGUUUGAUUUUGUGUUGAACGUCUUGAGGCACAUUUUCCAUGUGUUUGAAUAGCAUACAACCACCCCUCUCCCCCCAAAGUCACCCACUGAGAAAGAAAAUGAAUCCUCACAGAGAGGAUUUUCACAUUCAAGUGGAUUUUCUCACCACGUUUCCCUCCUAUCAAGAGAUUGUCUUUUGCGUCCUUUUUAUUCUUUAUUGCUGUAUAACCCCGUCUCCUGUAUACGAGAAUUGUAGCGAUGGCUGGGACACACUUGAUAAAAAGAAAGUGAUCAAAAGUGUCCUUUGAAAAAAAAAGAGCAAAAAUUGUGUUGAAUUUUUGAUUGGAGGGAACAACUAAAUUGCCUUACUUUUGUGUGUCUCUCUUGUUUGAUGUGUGCGGAGUAGAUGGGGGCGACAUCCUCGAAACGGAACUCCUGGGGGCCCCUAUCGAGAUGUCAUCGACUAUCGGACGGGCUACAUCCGUUCGCAUCUUCGAUCUCCCUCAGGCAGGGUGAGAUGACUGAGCAGCAGUUCCUUCAGCAUCUUCAGCUGCAACAGCUCUCGCCAUACAGUAGCAAUAUUAAUCUCAGUGUAAAUUACCCACAAUCCUCAUCGCCCACACUCUGUGUGGCUGAGACCAAUUUUAUGCGCACCGGCAGCAUACGGAAAUAUUCCUACGGGUCUGUCGAAUAAAUUUAAAAAUUAGAAAUAAAAUUUUAACAAAUUUUAUGACCAUAACUGUGUUGACUGUUUCAAAAAAAAAGAAUGAGGUAAUUUCAAUAUUGCAAGUUAAGGGAAAUUAACAUUGUACAUCACAUUGAGAAUUUUCCGAAUUUCCCUCACAUUUCACUGAAAAAAAAAUCAUAAAAACUUUUUCCUCAAAAUAAAUUCAUAAAAAUCAUAUGUUUCAAUAAAAUAGGUAAAAAAUAAAUAAAAAAUUAAAUAAAUAUAAUAGAUAUUUAGAAUUUAUUGAAAGUUACAGAAAGUUGUUCUUUCUUACUGUAGGAAUUUUCUCUAUCAAAAAUGUACUAUGUACCUCCUAGAAUUACUACAUACUCAUCUUCACUGAAAAUUCCAAAAUUGUCCCCAAAAUCAAUGCCAUACAUUUUUGAUAAAUUAAAAAAUUAUGUGUUGAAAAAAUACAAAAAUUGAUUAUUGAUUUUAUCCAUCAAAUAAAAAAAAAUUGUGACUUUCUUUGGGAUUUUCAGUGGAGAAAUCUUUUCCUGCCUUUAAAUCUUUCUCAAAUAUAUAUACGACAAAAUGUCUAAAAGUUAGUGAUUUGUAAUAAAAAAAAAUUAUAUAUGAAAGAAAAUAUCAAUACACAUUUGCAAUUGUUUGAAGGAUUAAAAAAAAUGUAGUGAGUCCAUUAAUAUAGUUGAGAGACCAAUAAAAUUCUUUUGAAUGUU
Lutzomyia longipalpis is the source of this 4551-nucleotide messenger RNA. Its product is annotated as putative thiamine transporter SLC35F3. The transcript has 8 exons. Gene Ontology annotation, cellular component: membrane. Gene Ontology annotation, molecular function: transmembrane transporter activity. Gene Ontology annotation, biological process: transmembrane transport. The record is from RefSeq and is a predicted model, not a curated record. NCBI's taxonomy places the organism in Eukaryota, Metazoa, Arthropoda, Insecta, Diptera, Psychodidae. The coding region runs from base 243 to 1769 and encodes 508 amino acids.